AUGUUGAGGACGCGGCUGGCGUUCUGCCUACUGCUUGUGUAUGCUCAUUAUGUGGUGGUAACGCAUGAACUUAAGGUCGUUAUAUCAUCAGACGACUUUUCUAGCAGCAAUACCACUGCAUCAUCGAGUUUAACGACCUCGGAAAACGUUUCGAAUCCUGCAAAGACUUUUGAGCCUGAAAACUCUUUGAACGAGCCAAAAUUAUCUUACACGUUGGUUCCAGAGAUCACGUUAAACUUUCCAAUAGACGGUACGGAACCUCCUAACUGGGUAGGUCCAAGUAUUGGAGACUUUAUCGACACGGCGUGCUACCGAAAAAAGUAUAAACAGAACUCACGAGGUGAGUGUCCUUUAGGCUAUGACGUAAAGAGACGAAAGUGCUGGGCGCAGUGUCCGAUUUCGUAUCCUGUUCAGUGUUUCUCAGAAUGUAUUCCUCAAAAUGACGAUUGUACUUUGGAAAUCAUGGCCAAGAUUACGAACCCGGGCUACGUAGUACUUAACAUUGCUACGGCCGGUGUGUUUGGCGCAAUUUACACUUCAUUUAAGACUGCCAAGACUGGGGUCAUGUGCGCCUUCAGCGUGUUUAAUGUUGCGGAAGGCAUCUCGCGUUUCAUGCGAAAUCGAAGACUCACGACUCCAAACGGGACACAAGAGGAGCUUCUUGGUGCAGUUUUUCAAACGGAUAUGUUUCUUGUCGAUCUACCAGUUGCUAUGACUGCGUGCAUGGGCUAUACUGUUCCAUCGUAUGCCCCUUUUGCUGAUGCAGUCGUGACCGCCGCGGAAACUUUUGUCAAACAACUGGUGAUGAACCAUAAUAUGAUUAUGAGCUCGGCAAAUGCAUUUAUGUCAUUCUUUCGAAAUACUACAGCAGGAAAGUCGGUAAAAAAUCUCGAUGCUCAGAGUGUGGCGAGUCUCACGUCGAUGAUAAAUUCUGGCUCUUCUUGUGGGUUUAAUCUCAAACGACUUACAGACCGAGUUAUUGCUAAAAUUGCCGACAUUCGUGACGAGGAUCCAUGCGCUACUAAUGAAGACAUACGAACCGAGAUGAUCAAGUCGUCUAUAAUUUUGCAGGAUGUUCCGACCGUCACGAACAAGUGCAUGGGUGAAUUGUUAAAGAAGAAGAAGCCUUAUGUCGCGUAUCAGACGCGAGAUACGCUGAGGAAAACUUUUGGGGUAAUUGUCGAUCAAUUGAUUGCAAGCUCGACCACAGACAUGGGCAAGGCUAUGGCAAGGAAGGAUUAUAUGGUUGCAACAUCUAACUUGGGACUUCUCGUUCUCUCAGCGCUCGAUCCCACAGGUAUAGCAUACAUGACAUUCAACUACGUGCAGUCAGUGUGUGGUCCAACGGAAUUCAUUGGUGAAAUUGACGAUGGAAACCUUAGAGAUGCACUAGGACUCACAAUCAUGGACGAAGCUUUCCUCGGCAGUGAAGGAAUGUGGACCAAGAAGGGUGACGGUAUUGUGAAGAUCACCUUUACUAGCCAUGAUAUUAAGGAUGUGACUGUGGUUAUUCACUCGGGAGGUAAAAAAUUUGAUUCAGUUUAUGUUUGUCAAGGUGAGACUGUCAUAUGGACAACGACCGUGAAGGCAUUACAGGACAAGACCAUGUACUUGACUCGAAAGCGUCCGGGAUUUUUGGGCAUUCCUAAUUCAAAUGGUGGUUCUCUUUUAUUGUGGGUACCAAGGUCUUCCGAAGGUGGUCAUCUUGAAAUGAACGUGGACAUCAAUGUAAGCUAA
Molecule: messenger RNA, 1737 nt
Organism: Peronospora belbahrii
Lineage: Eukaryota; Oomycota; Peronosporomycetes; Peronosporales; Peronosporaceae
Source: the annotation of a GenBank genome assembly